Penicillium brasilianum is the source of this 1897-nucleotide messenger RNA. Lineage: Eukaryota; Fungi; Ascomycota; Eurotiomycetes; Eurotiales; Aspergillaceae. The record is from the annotation of a GenBank genome assembly.
CAGAGGUGGAUUUGUAGAUCAUUGGCCAUGGGAAAUCGGGUGGUUGGGUAUACCUUUGGGGAGGCUGGGGAUGUACUCAAUUUGCCCAGCAACGCCUUUUCUUUCCCACUCCAUUGUUUGCCCACCUUCUCAUCUCUCCCUACUUUUCUGUCCAUCGCUACUUUACACAUUCCAUCGGUUUUUGUACCUUCUCAACAUUCUUAGUACUCUGUCGACCUCAACGUGGUGAUCAACCGUACUGUAGAUCGCCAACGGGGGUAUACUUCCAAUCCACCACCACAGCAAGCCAGCAUUGGAAGUCCAGCAUUCCCAACAAGCACUGUGCAAUCCGAUCUUUCAGACGUCGAUUACAUUCCUCGAAGGCAUAGCAUCCAUACCAGCAAGUUGCAAGCGUUGCCACGCUCAACUCCAACCAUGCGGCCCUGCUUCGGUGCCCCAGUGCUAUCGAUGCUUGUGGUCCUCUACUUGAUUCCGAUCGCGAUCGCCUCGCCAUUCGCCUUUAACGAAAACCCCCUUGAAAAGCGAUGUUCGAAUCCCUGCGGUUGGAAUGACCAGAUCUGCUGUAGUGCCAGCCAAGCCUGCUCCACCAACUCGGCCAACCAAGCAGUCUGCAUUGACAGCUCGAGCGGUACCUGGGAAUACUACACCACGACCAUCAUCGUGACUGAGGUGGACAAGUCAACCAUUACCUCUGUUUGGAGCACUCAUAUUCAAACCGCCACAGCCACGGCCACGGGAACCUGUCGUGUCGAUCUGGGCGAGUCAACAUGCGGGACUACUUGCUGUGAUGCCGCACAGGAGUGCCAGGAUGGCGUCUGUGUCGCCGAGAGUUCUUCUGUUGCAGUGACCGGUGCCGAAGCUACCCCUGGCGUCCGAGGAACGAGUAGCGGUGCCAGCACCGUGACGCAGACCUCCGCUCCAACUACCACAGAGGCAUUCAUCGCCCCCGUUGGCACGGACGGCGCCACGCUGAUUGGCGUCAAAGCCACCAGCAGCGGAGGACUGAGUGGUGGUGCCAUUGCCGGAAUUGUCAUUGGCGUGAUCGCCGGUGUGUUUAUAUUGUUACUUCUGUGUGCCUGCGUGUGCUUCAAGGGAGCUCUAGAAGGCCUCCUUGCAGCUCUGGGUCUCCGCAAGCGCCGCAGACAGGAAACCACCGUGAUCGAGGAACGCUAUUCCCACCAUUCGCACGGCAGUCGGCCACCACCUCCCAGACGUACUUGGUUCGGUACGAAGCCAGCCGCUGCGGGAACGGAUAGUGAAAUCAGUGAGAAAAAGUCCGGUUCUAAAUGGGCGAAGAUUGCGAUUAUCCUGGGUGCUCUGGCAUUGUGCCUGGGAUUGAAGAGACGCAGAGAUCAGGAGCAUGACGAUGAUGAUAAGACGAGUUACACGUACCCGAGUUCGUACUAUUACUACUCGGACUAUACACGCAGUAGCCAAAGCUCUGGUGGACGGACACGCGAUACACGACGGUCCCGUCGGUCUCGCAGAAGCUCACGACGUUGAUGAGAGUCCAGAUUGAGGAGAGAGUACCCAACGCAACAACUUGGCUGCGUUCGUCCUCUCUUGUCUUCUUCCGACUUCUUGAAAUACGAAUGAUUUAUGCAUGAAAAAGGCGCCGGCGUGCGAUGUUAUUAUGAUUUAUGUACCAUUAUGACCAACCCAUGUUUUCUGUUUAUGGGUGUGAUGAUAUUGCGUUGCCUUUCUCCAAUGUUAAUAUAAACUUGGAACGUUGGAUGUGGAUUUGUUUUUUGGGGGGGUCACGCUUACCGGGCAAAUUCCUGUCCGAGCACAAUACGAUAUAAAUGUGAGGUAUGAGUACGCCAUAACCCUUUAUCCGCAAUUUUAGAAUCGGCAGGAUCUCAUUUUCAGGCAUCCUUUCCCCCAUAUAAUCUACGCA